Molecule: messenger RNA, 854 nt
Organism: Olea europaea var. sylvestris
Lineage: Eukaryota; Viridiplantae; Streptophyta; Magnoliopsida; Lamiales; Oleaceae
Exons: 2
Coding region: 64-531 (155 amino acids)
Source: RefSeq, a predicted model, not a curated record
UAUAUAAUUCUUCGAUUAUACAGAAAAAAAAACCUUCUAGAAAAUCAUUCAUAGUGAUGAAUCAUGGAGGAUGCAGUGACAGAAAUUAAAGAUUUGGUUUUCUCUGAAACUGAAGAAAAGGAGAGUGUGGAAUCAACAGGUGGGGUGUUGAACAAUUUGGUUUCCAAUCCCAAAGAAGAAGAAGAAGAAGGUCGUGUUGUGAAUAAUUUUAUUUCCAAAUUAAUAUCACCUAGGAGUAGUCCAAGAUUGAGGGGGGAUAUGGAUAGUAAAGAAAAGGGUGAUGAUCUUGGAUUCAAAGAUGAGUCAGGUGAGGAUCUUGGCGGUGGUGCCGGUGGCCGUGGGUUUGUUAAGAAUGUAGUGUCAAGCAUUUUUCAUCAAAGUAAAGGAGGAGGUGAAGAAAAGGUGAAAGUUGAAGAAAAACUUGGUGUAAUUGAUAGUCUUGUCUCUCACUUGCCUACACCUCUAGCAGAUGAUGCAGUUCCUGCAACCGAUGAGGCUUCUAUCCUAAUUCAUUCGAUUGUUCAUGACUAGGAAAUAUGUUGUACUUUUUUGUUCGGUUUCUAUGGAUUUUACCUCGUGUAAGCUGCAAUGUCUAGGACUCGACUCGACAGACUGAGUGUAUAAGUUUGGAUCAAAUAAUUUUAUUGAUUUAGACAUUGUCAAUUUGUUUUUUCAAUGUCGUAGAAUUCAUGAUGAUGCAACUUAAAUUGAAGAGUAUUAGAAGAAGAAAAAUUUGGGUAUGAAGUGUUCAUUUUCUAUAAGUUGUUCGUUCUAACAUUGUUAAGGAAGGAAAGAAAAUUGUAUUUUAUUUUUAUUCAAGUUUUUUGACCACCAAUUCAACAUCAGAGGGUGUU